This is a messenger RNA of Ailuropoda melanoleuca (giant panda), 3483 nucleotides long. RefSeq names its product adhesion G protein-coupled receptor E3 (gene ADGRE3). Gene Ontology annotation, biological process: adenylate cyclase-activating G protein-coupled receptor signaling pathway. The record is from RefSeq and is a predicted model, not a curated record. NCBI's taxonomy places the organism in Eukaryota, Metazoa, Chordata, Mammalia, Carnivora, Ursidae. Bases 133 to 1767 code for a protein of 544 amino acids. The transcript is spliced from 13 exons. Gene Ontology annotation, molecular function: calcium ion binding; G protein-coupled receptor activity. Gene Ontology annotation, cellular component: plasma membrane.
AUAGAAAUUUCCUUAGUCAGCUAACCUAUGUGUAUCAAUUCUCAUAAGAUUUCCUUGAGAUAGGAAAAGUGGUAGCCGUAAAGCAAAAAGGAGCUUCAAGAGCUGGUCGGCAAGGGUUACCUGUGUGCAGGCAUGCGAGGGCCAUCACUCCUUCCAGGACUCUGUUUUCUGCUGAGUUUAUCAGUAGUCAUGGAUCAAAAGACCACAGCUUCCUGUAACUGCCCCCAGCAUGCUUACUGUGUCAAUGACACUCACUGUACAUGCGAACAUGGAUACCGUUCUGACUUUGAGCAGCAGUUCUUCACAUUUCCCUUGACUACAUGCCAAGAUAUUAAUGAAUGUGACCCACCCAUUAGUAUAUACUGUGGAGCAAAUGCUGCAUGUAAGAAUGUCGAUGGAGGUUUCCACUGUCGCUGUAAUCCUGGAUACAAACUCCUCUCUGGGGAUACACAAUUCCAGAAUUCCAAUGAAAACACUUGUCAAAAAACCACUUCCUCAGCCACAACCAAAGACAUGAAGGAUGUGAGCAAAAGCCCAGUCCUUGAACCCAACGAGCUGCAACAUGUUGUUGAGACAUUCCAGUCACUUCUCACUAAUAACACUCCACUGGGAACAGGAGAGAAGGGAGCAGUCGCAACUUGGGCCACGGAAGUUCUCCAGACGGUGGAAUCAGCUGCUCUAGAAACUGCCUUGAAAUCCCCGGAGCACAAAAUCCAGGAAAUCCACAACAAUACUGUGGCUAUUGAAACGCGAGUUGUUACAGACAAUUGUUCUGAAGAAGGACAGAUGUUCAGCUUGAACACCCACAUGAACUCAGUGGACAUCCACUGCAAUGACAUCGUGCAAGGAAACAUACAAGGUCCCACUGCAAUUGCCUUUAUUUCUUAUUCUUCUCUUGGAAACAUCAUAAACGCGACAUUUUUUGAAGAGGCAAAUGAGAGAAAUCAGGUUUACCUGAACUCCGAGGUCGUGAGUGCUGCUAUUAGACCCCAAAGGAAUCUCUCUCUCUCCAAGUCUGUGAUUCUGAGUUUUCAGCACGUGAAGAGGAAGCCCGGUACAAGAAAGGCCUUCUGCGUGUACUGGAAAAGCUCGGGGGAACGUGGCCAGUGGUCCAGGGACGGCUGUUUCCUGAUGCAAGUGAACGAGAGUCACACCAUAUGCAGCUCCACCCACCUGUCCAGUUUCGCUGUCCUCGUGGCCUUUACCAGCCAGGAGGAGGAUCCCUUGCUGGCUGUGAUCACCUAUGUGGGGCUGGGCCUCUCUCUGCUGUGCCUCCUCCUGGCAGCCCUCACCUUCCUGCUGUGGAAGCCAGAGUUCUGCCUUGGGUUUAAACCCAACCAGUCUAGCUCCAGAGCCCUCACCAUUAACAACUACACUAGGGUGUCCAGGUCCAUUAUCAGCUUUUUCACAUCAUUGUGUAUGACUCCCCUCAGGAUGCUGACAUUUAAAGCCACAGCUCAGCUCUUCAUCCUGGGCUGCACGUGGUGCCUGGGCAUCCUGCAGGUGGGUCCAGCUGCCCAUGUCAUGGCUUACCUCUUCACCAUCGUCAACAGCCUGCAGGGCGUCUUCAUCUUCCUGGUGUACUGCCUCCUCAGCCAGCAGGUCCGAAAGUGGUUUGGAGAGAUCAUGAAAUUUAAAUCUGAGUCUGAGACUUAUACACUUUCCACCAAGUUUGGCGCUGACUCAAAACCCAGUGAAGUAAGAGGGCUUGUGACUUAUUCUAAUGCUUCCCCCCUUCACACCCCAAAUCCCCUCUCCCUGUCUUAGUAUGAGCUCCCUUGCCCAGAGGUAAUGGCCAAGAGUGCUACCCGAUGACCUGGCUUGCAUUUCCUGUUCUCACUAUAUUAUUUCUCAGUGACUCUUCCCUGACCACUGAGAGUGCUUAAGCUAGUUUGUGUAUAUAUUCUUGUCACACAAAAGAAUAGGGGUAAGACAUAUCACCAGCACCAUUACUAUCUAAAGUAGGAUCUUUUUGGGGACAGACUUCCAAUCACAGACAUAGCACGGUGGUCAUCAUUCUCUGAAAUCCCGCUGUCCCAUAGAGAGGUGAACGUAAGCCCAGCGGGGUUGGUAGAUACCAUGGAAAAGAGAGGGACCCCACCCCAGCUGUUCUACAUAACUAUAAGGGAGGGGUGCAUGGAAUAAUGGGACGUUCCAGGGAAAGGAAAUGGUCCUGUUAGAAAGAAGACCUCUGUGGAACUCAGUGGCUCGUAUCCAUCCGUUCUCCCAUUGAUUUAACUCAAGCUCAAAGCGCUACCUUGUAUCUCUCUAUAGUUGUCCCCUUUUGUCUUUUUGAAGAAAUGAGAGAAUAUGCUUCUUUAAGAAGGCAUGCCCCUAGAUGAGCUAGAUGGGCUCCAAAACUCAUAAUCCAUAAAAAUUUUCCCAGUUUCAUUUUAUACUCCCAUGUGAAUUCCCACCACAUCUGCUAGCCAAGGAGCUUUAGAAUGUGUUGUUUUUAAAAUGAACAAAAUUGAGAAAUUUCUGACACCUUGUCUUCUAUUUUCUUGAGCUAAUAUGUGAUAGUCUCAGCAUUGGAAAUAUUGAGUCACUAAAAAAAAUCUAUCCUUAUUUGGUGGGCAGAAAGGAGAAUUCAUUCUAAAUCUUUGCAAAAAGGACCAAAAGGAAAACAGGACCAGGAAAAAAAUGUUAGGGCAUGUCAAGGGAUCAGAAAAAAAAUUUAUGAAUAUUAGGUUUGAUCAUUCCCAAUAAGAGUAAAAUUGUAAAAGGUGCUGGCUGCUGACUGUGACCUCUGAAAGACUUCCCAGAUAACCCAAAAUAAUUCCCCAAGUUUUCAGCACUCCAGUAACUGGAAAUUUUUAUUAUCAUUACUUAACAUUGUGGAAGUUGAAUAAGAUGAUUGUAUCUUUGAAAGGGGAAUAUAUAUAUUAGUUCCCUAUAAGAAAUACAUUCACUUUAAUUAAAAGAAUUUCUAAAGCUUUUAUUUUUCUAGGCACAGGAUAUGAUUAAAAAGCUAAAAAAAAAAAAAGUCCUUUCACUCUCCAUGGACAAAUUUGCCCUGGGUUAAAUUUCUAGUUCUGUUCCCUAGAAAUUUGCUAACAUUGAAAGGCCACUUGUGUAACCAGACAAUAUUGUUUGUGGAAAAAGUCAUGCUUGACUGGGCAGGGAGUUCUGUGAAUGAACCAUAAAUAGUAAGAGGGAUGAUAGCUUUGGACUUCCUGCAUACAAUGACUCAUUCCUCACAGGCCAGGAACCGCCACCCUCACGGGCUGCUAUAGGAGGUAUUGGUUUUCUUGUGGGACUUGGGGCUUGUAAACGAAGCUGUAACUUGUGGGUGGUAAAAACUAUAUUUGUUGAGUUCUACAAUGUGUCAAGAUGCGUAGUAGGCAGUGGACCUGCAAAAGGGACAAGCCCAACACAGUCUCUGACUUCACGGGCUUAGAGUCUAGCCUUUCUUCAUAGACACAAACCAACUUAAAUUCUGGAGCAGGAUACUAUGUCUGAAUUUAAAAAAAAAAAAAAAAA